GCCCCACUGAGGUCACGUGAGAUGUUUUGUUGACGGUUGUCGUUGCGUUUUGCACGAUGAAUUCUCGGGCUUAUCGGGCUGCUGCUGCUGCAAUGUCAUCGCCUAGCUAGAGGAAGGCAGCACACUGGAGGUGGACGAAACCAGGCUGGCAGCAGACGUCCUUAGCUUCACAAAUGCUAACCGAAUCUUGACAGUGUUGGCGAAGGGAGAACAAGCCCCGAUGUGAUGGUUAUGUUGUUAGUUUGAUACAAAAAAAGGAGGAAUUGUUUUCACCACCCAGGAAGAGGGACCACCGUUCGUGAAGUUCAUAUGACGAAACCUGCUUUUUCCUGAGCCACUGUAAAGGGCUGACUGGACUGUGUUCUGUGUACUGAUCAAAAUGGCUAUCGUGCGACAAUUCAGAUUACUGGUGUGGAAAAACUAUCUUCAGCAGAAACGACAGAUUCUGGUCACUCUGGUGGAGAUACUACUGCCUCUGCUAUUUUCCGGCAUCCUCAUCGUCCUACGUCAAAAAGUUCCCUUCAAGGACUACCCAAAUGCAACCGUCUACGAGAGCUACUCUGUGGACAGACUGCCCCCAAGGAUGCCCCACCAACUCUUACAGCUGGCCUAUGUGCCAGGUAACUCCAGUGUGGUGCGUCAGGUGGCCGAGUAUGUGCGAGGCAGCCUGUUCCUCUCCUCAGUACGUGGCUUUGAAACAGAGGAGCAGUUUGAGGACUUUGUGAGAAACGACCCUCUGUCAGGAAAGAUACUCGCAGCUGUGGUGUUCGAGCACCCGUUCACCCAUGAUGAUGAACCCCUGCCUGCUAAGGUGAGAUACCACCUGCGUUUCACUUUCACCCCACGCAACGCCCCGCCCAAGGAGAAGUCGGAGCUGAACCCCAACAGUGACCUGGACUGGCACACUCUCAGCCUCUUCCCCCUCUUUCAGCUGCCAGGGCCGAGGGAGCAGUACGAUAAGGAAGGGGGCACACCUGGUUACUAUCGAGAGGGGUUUCUAGCUGUCCAGCAUGCAGUAGACCGAGCCAUCAUGAUCUCCUACAACAGGACCACUGCUUCCCCCCUACUGCGACAGAUCAGAGUGGUCCUGUCCCGGUUUCCUUACCCUGCUUUUAUAUAUGACGUCUUCAUCCUGGCUAUUCAGAACCAACUGCCUUUACUACUGGUGCUCAGUUUCACCUACACCGCACUCAACAUAGUUCGAGCUGUGGUGCAAGAGAAGGAAAGGAAGCUCAAGGAGUACAUGAGGAUGAUGGGUCUCAGCAACUGGCUACACUGGAGCGCCUGGUUCCUCAUGUUCUUCCUCUUCCUCUCCAUUUCAGUCUUUUUGGUCACUCUGCUCCUGUGUAUCCAUGUAAGCCCGAACGGAGCAGUACUGUCCUACAGUGACCCCACGCUGGUCUUUGUCUUCCUGCUUGUCUUUGCUGUGGCCACCAUCAACUUCAGCUUCAUGAUCAGUACCUUCUUCUCACGAGCCAAUGUGGCAGCAGCAGCAGGUGGCUUCAUCUACUUCAUGAGCUACCUGCCGUAUUUGUUCCUCUGGCCACGCUACGAUCUGCUGAGCCAUGCCCAAAAGGUGUCUGCUUGUCUCAUAUCCAACGUGGCCAUGGCCAUGGGAGCGCAGCUAAUGGGAAUGUUUGAAGGCAAAGGUACGGGUAUCCAGUGGUCCAACAUGUUUGACUCUGUGACAGUGGAUGAUGACUUCUCCAUGGCCCAGGUGUUGGGCUUGCUGCUGUUUGACGCUGUACUCUAUGGGUUGGUCGCCUGGUACAUGGAGGCAGUUUUUCCUGGGGAGUACGGAGUGCCUUUACCAUCCUACUUCUUUGUGCUGCCUUCAUACUGGUGCAGCAGUCCUCGCAUGGCUUUGGUAAAUGAGAAGGAAGAAGAGGAAGAUGCUGAAAAGGCUCUUAAAGGGGAGUUUAUCGAGGAAGAACCAGCUGGGCUAGUCUCUGGGAUCAAGAUAAAACAUCUUGCUAAGGAGUUCAGACUGGGCAACAAGACCCGGCAGGCUGUGCGGGAUCUUACUCUGAACAUGUUUGAGGGGCAGAUUGCAGUGCUGCUUGGGCACAAUGGUGCAGGGAAGACUACAACACUGUCCAUGUUGACAGGUCUGUUCCCCCCAACCAGUGGCAGAGCUUAUAUUAACGGCUAUGACAUCUGUCAGGAUAUGGCUCUGAUCCGCCGCAGUCUGGGACUCUGUCCCCAGCAUGAUGUACUGUUUGAUAAUCUUACUGUCAGAGAACACCUUCUCUUCUACACACAGCUGAAAGGCUUCUCUAAAGAGAAGAUCCCAGAUGAGGUGGACCGGACCAUCCGAAUCCUGAACUUGGAAGACAAGAGAAAUGCUCGCUCCAAGACUCUCUCUGGGGGCAUGAAGAGAAAACUCUCCAUAGGCAUUGCCCUCAUUGGUGACUCCAAGGUUGUGAUGUUAGAUGAGCCCACUUCAGGUAUGGACCCAUCGGCUCGUCGUGCCACAUGGGACCUUCUACAAGGGGAGAAACGUGGCCGCACCAUCCUGCUCACCACACACUUUAUGGACGAGGCCGACCUUCUUGGCGACCGCAUCGCCAUCAUGGCAGGGGGGGAGCUGCAGUGCUGCGGGUCACCACUCUUCCUUAAAAACAAAUAUGGUGCUGGCUACCACAUGGUGAUUGUGAAAGAUGCUCUUUGUAACGUGUCUGAGAUCACCCGCCUUGUUCACAUGUAUGUUCCUAAUGCCACACUGGAGAGCAGCGCUGGGGCCGAGCUCGCUUACAUCUUGCCUAAAGAAAGCACCAGCAAGUUUGAGCUACUAUUCGCUGAGCUGGAGAUGAACAGAGAGGAGCUUGGCAUUGCCAGCUACGGAGCUUCAGUAACUACAAUGGAAGAGGUUUUCCUCAGGGUUGGAAAGUUGGUGGAUUCUAGUUUGGACAUCCAGGCAAUCCAGCUGCCUGCUCUGCAGUACCAGCAUGAGAGACGCUCCCACGACUGGACCACAGAUGAUGCAAGCAGCAUCAGCGGCAUGACUGAUGUCACUGACUUCACAGAUAGCGGCACUCUCAUCUCAGAGGACUGCUCCAACAUCAAGCUGAACAUAGGAGCCAGACUUCACCUGCAGCAGUUCUAUGCCAUGUUCCUCAAGAGGGCGCUGUACAGCUGGAGAAACUGGAAGGUGAUGGUAGCUCAGUUCCUGGUGCCUUUGGUCUUCACUGUUGUGGCCUUAGUUGUUGCACGCACCAUUCCUGAUCAUGAGAACGCUCCUUUUCUGAGGCUGGCCCUCAGCCGAUACGGUACCACGAAGGUCCCUGUGGCUCUGCAGUCUGAGCCGGGUCCCCUGGCUGCUGCCUUGGCAAAAACAUACAGCUCACAACUCUCUGCCCAGCUGGGCCAGCUCGUCAACCUCACAGACUUCGCAGAUUACAUCUUGACUCAGGCAGAGAAAGAAGGCGGCAGCUUUAAUGAGCGCUGUGUGGUGGGUGCUGCUUUCCGUGGAAGCAGGAACCAAUAUCCAGAGGCUACAGCCUACUUCAACAAUGAAGGCUACCAUACUCCAGCUACGGCCCUCAUGAUGGUGGACAAUGCACUUUUCAAACUUAUAGCAGGGCCAAAUGCUUCCAUCGAGACUGGAAAUUACCCAAUGCCACGCAACCUGACUGAAUCUGCAAAGAGUCAGCUCACAGAGGGAAAGACCGGCUUCGUUGUGGCCAUCAACCUGAUGUAUGGUAUGGCAUCUUUGUCAAGCACCUUUGCCCUGCUGCUCGUAACAGAGUCUGCCAUAAAGUCUAAGCAUGUGCAGCAGGUCAGCGGAGUCUACCUGUCUAACUUCUGGUUUUCCGCGCUUCUGUGGGACCUUGUCAACUUCCUCAUGCCCUGUCUCCUCAUGCUGGUGGUAUUUAAAGCGUUCGGAGUGAAGGCCUUUGUGGACAACAACCAUCUGGUGGAUGUGUUGUUGUUGCUGCUGCUGUAUGGCUGGGCUGUCGUGCCGCUCAUGUACCUGCUCAGCUUCUUCUUCUCCACCGCAGCUACUGCCUACACACGCCUCACCAUCUUCAACGUGAUCUCUGGCACGGCCACCUUUCUGGCUGUCUCCAUCAUGACAAUCCCAGAGUUGAACCUGCAGGACCUGUCGCGUCUGCUGGAUAAGGUGUUCCUGAUCUUCCCUAACUACUGCCUUGGCAUGUCCUUCAGCCAGUUCUACCAGAACUACCAAUUUAUCUCCUUUUGCAGCACCAGUAAACUCACUGAGGAUUUCUGCAAGUACUUAAACAUCACGUACCAGAAAAACUACUUCUCCAUGUCAGAGCCUGGUGUAGGACGUUUCCUCGUGGCCUUCUCAGUUCAAGGUGUAGUCUACAUCAUUCUACUGUUCGUCAUCGAGCUGCAGUGUGUCCGCACUCUGCGGCGACUCCUCACCUCUCUGGGCCGAAGAGGGAAACAGUUACCUUUAAUACAGGAUGCAGCAAUGCUUCCAGAGGACAGGGAUGUAGCGGAAGAGAGGAAGAGGGUCCUGGAGUGCCAGCCGAUGGUAGAGUCCAUGGUUGGUAGCCCGCUCGUAAUGCAGGAGCUCAGCAAGGUGUACAGCAGCGGGCAGAAUCUCCUGGCUGUUGACAGGCUUUCUCUAGCUGUAGGGAAAGGAGAGUGUUUCGGCCUCCUGGGCUUCAAUGGAGCAGGCAAGACUACAACCUUUAAGAUGCUGACAGGUGAUGAGAGCGUUACCUCUGGGGAUGCCUACAUUGAUGGAUACAGUAUCUUGAGGGACAUUAAAAAGGUGCAGCAGCGCAUUGGUUACUGCCCUCAGUUUGACGCUGUGUUGGAUCACAUGACAGGAAGAGAAACUCUGUGUAUGUAUGCCAGACUCCGAGGGAUACCAGAGAAGUACGUGUCUGGUUGUGUGGAAAAUGUGCUGAGGUCACUGCUGCUGGAGCCUCAUGCUGACAAACUUGUCCGCAGCUACAGUGGGGGUAAUAAGCGGAAGCUGAGUGCAGGCAUGGCUCUGAUUGGUGGACCUCCCGUCAUCUUCCUGGAUGAGCCUUCAACAGGGAUGGACCCUGUGGCCCGGAGGCUGCUGUGGGAUGCUGUUACACGCACAAGAGAGUCUGGAAAGGCUAUAAUCAUCACUUCUCAUAGUAUGGAGGAGUGUGAGGCCCUGUGCACCAGGCUGGCAGUGAUGGUCAAUGGUCAGUUCAAGUGCCUCGGGAGUCCACAACACCUAAAGAGCAAGUUCGGCAGUGGUUACACGCUGCUGGCUAAAGUACACAUGGAGGCUGAGCUGGAGGACAGCGACCUCCUGCUAUUUAAAGACUUUAUUGAAAGCACCUUUCCAGGAAGUCAACUGAAGGAUGAGCAUCAGGGAAUGGUACACUAUCAUUUGACUGACAAAGCACUAACCUGGGCCCAGGUGUUUGGCACUUUAGAGGCAGCCAAAGAGAAAUACCGCAUUGAAGACUACUGUGUAAGCCAUUCACUGGAGCAGGUGUUCCUCAGCUUCGCUCAGUUCCAGCACUGCACAGAGAGUGGGAGGAAUCGCAGUGCUGUGAGCUCUCAGGGCCACCGUACUAAACCGAUUGAAGAUUUAUGCACAAAGAAGCAGAAACAGAAGUGCAUGGAGGAUGGCUGACGCACCUUUGCAGUUCUUUAAAGCUCCUGUUAGCUGGUUGUGAAACACUGAAAUAGAUGGUGAUGUCUCCAUAUAAACUAUUAAAGCAAACAAGACAGGA
Messenger RNA from Notolabrus celidotus (New Zealand spotty), 5696 nucleotides. RefSeq names its product ATP-binding cassette, sub-family A (ABC1), member 3b (gene abca3b). Gene Ontology annotation, molecular function: ABC-type transporter activity; ATP hydrolysis activity; ATP binding. Lineage: Eukaryota; Metazoa; Chordata; Actinopteri; Labriformes; Labridae. The record is from RefSeq and is a predicted model, not a curated record. Gene Ontology annotation, cellular component: membrane; intracellular membrane-bounded organelle. Gene Ontology annotation, biological process: transmembrane transport; lipid transport.